AACGAAAAAAAAAACCAAAUGUCAGUGCACAGGCUCUCACUUCUCAGUUCUCCUGCUAAGACACAUUUAUCUAUUUAAACCAGAAAUUUUUAUUCUAAGAUGUAUGUAAUAUUCGUAGUAACAAUAAUUUGUUUCUUGAUGGCAUUUGUGUCUACCAUCACCAAACCGAUAUUCUGUUUAUUUUUCCGCGAUGCUGCGGAAAUUCGCAUCCUUCGAGCGGAAGUGGAUCUGCUGAGACGCGAGCUGACGAGAAUCUCCAUGCGGGACGAAUACAUACGCUACGUAAAGGUGGAGCGUAAACUGGUGACCGCGGAAGCCGAGUUAAAUGAGUCGAAAAAUCGUGAUGCCGGCCGACGGAAAGUGUACGAGCUUGUUGUGCGGUACGGUCUGUACGCGAUACUGGCACUUGCACUGGUGAUGAUAUCUAUCGCCUAUCGCUAUAAGCCGAUUGUUGUUUUCGGGGAGAGCUUCAAGUUUGAGCCGUUCGGUAGGGUACUAAAUUUUCCGACCGGAGUGCCGAAUGGGAUUUCCACUGUUUUCUGGAUUGCUGUUAAUAAUUUUGUUGCACGAACCUUAGCAUCUUAUGUGAAAUAAAUAGUAAUUAAAAAUCCUAU
Molecule: messenger RNA, 614 nt
Organism: Wyeomyia smithii (pitcher-plant mosquito)
Lineage: Eukaryota; Metazoa; Arthropoda; Insecta; Diptera; Culicidae
Product: guided entry of tail-anchored proteins factor 1-like
Exons: 2
Coding region: 100-594 (164 amino acids)
Biological process (GO): tail-anchored membrane protein insertion into ER membrane
Source: RefSeq, a predicted model, not a curated record